AUGGCAGCCCAGGCUGCAGAGGCAGGGUCGUGGAGGCCAGCACCCUUCAGCAGGAGAGGCUGCAGGCCAUCGCGGCUGGAGAAGGAGCUGGAGAUGCUGGAGAACAGCAGCUCAGUGGCUUCUACCAAGGAGAACCUGGCAGAGGCGGCAGCCCCAGCCAAGGAGGAGAAGGCCGAAGCCAUCCCGAAUGCACAGAAGAGUCCUCUGGGCACAGUUAAGGCCGAGAAGAAGGUCUCCAGCAGCCCCAUGAAGGUGGUGGAAGGCACUGACCUGAUGAAGGCGGCCAUGUACUCGGUGGAGAUCACAGUGGAGAAGGACAGAGUGACUGGGGAGACCAAGGUCCUGUCCAGCACCACCCUGCUCCCCCAGAACCACUGUCUGCAGGGGGUCAAAGUGUACGAGGAUGAGAUGAAAGUGGUGCACGCAGUGAGCGCCGAGGACGGGGCCCUGCAGAACGGGGCCCACCCCCUCAGCUCCUCCGAGGUCGACGAGCUCCUGCACAAAGCGGACGAGGCCACGCUGAGCGAAGCCGCCGGGCGUGAGACCCCGGCCAAGGGGGGCCAGGGGGGCGGCAGCGCCCCGGGCAGCCAGAAGCCAACGCCGCGGAGGGAGAUCACGGGGCUGCAAGCGAAGCCGCGGGAGAGCACCACGGUGCCGCCGGGCGAGGGGACGGAGCCGAGCCGGGAGCAGCCCGUCACCAUGAUCUUCAUGGGCUACCAGAACGUGGAGGAUGAGAACGAGACCAAGAAGGUGCUGGGGCUGGAGGGCACCAUCAAGGCAGAGCUGGUGGUGAUCGAGGACGCCGAGAGCAAGCCGGAGCCGGCACACAAGGACCACGCGCCGCCCAACGGCACCGCGCUGGAGCCGGCGGGCGCCCAGCCCCUGGGGGAGGAGGGCGUGGGUGUCUGA
Molecule: messenger RNA, 909 nt
Organism: Manacus vitellinus (golden-collared manakin)
Lineage: Eukaryota; Metazoa; Chordata; Aves; Passeriformes; Pipridae
Gene: PALM
Product: paralemmin
Exons: 8
Coding region: 1-909 (302 amino acids)
Biological process (GO): regulation of cell shape
Cellular component (GO): membrane
Source: RefSeq, a predicted model, not a curated record